AUGUCGCAGUUUUUAAUGGGCAUUCCAAUAUGGGCAUGUUAUGUAUUUGGUGGAUGUUUUCUUUUAAUUAUUAUUGUAUUACUACUAGAUUAUUUACUGAUAAGACGUAAUGCACUUGGCCAUUCAUGCUUGCAGUUCUCAGCAACAUGGCGACAUUAUGGACCAGUUCAACCAAAACGAAGCACUAAUAUUUUAUUAAGUAUAUGA
This is a messenger RNA of Dracunculus medinensis (Guinea worm), 207 nucleotides long. NCBI's taxonomy places the organism in Eukaryota, Metazoa, Nematoda, Chromadorea, Rhabditida, Dracunculidae. The record is from the annotation of a GenBank genome assembly.